AUGCAAACCUCUCUCGAUCUUAAAAUGAAUAGUGUUAUUCAGAACGUUCGAUCAAAAACUGCCGAUAAUUUUAAGGUAUAUCGAAAAUGUGUUAAUGGUAUUACAAGUAAGGGAUCCUACCAUUGUUGGUAG
Molecule: messenger RNA, 132 nt
Organism: Brugia malayi
Lineage: Eukaryota; Metazoa; Nematoda; Chromadorea; Rhabditida; Onchocercidae
Gene: Bm485
Exons: 2
Coding region: 1-132 (43 amino acids)
Source: RefSeq, a predicted model, not a curated record